Molecule: messenger RNA, 2883 nt
Organism: Clonostachys rhizophaga
Lineage: Eukaryota; Fungi; Ascomycota; Sordariomycetes; Hypocreales; Bionectriaceae
Source: the annotation of a GenBank genome assembly
AUGGCUGUGGAAAGACUUGAUCGAACCAACGGCGCCCCUGCCGCGCCGGUCUUGCGAAGCUUGUCUGAAAAUCCACUAUCAGGACGUCGACCUAUUCCGAACUCCGCGGCUACUUCCAACGGGCCCCAACAUCCUCCUAUUCCUACCAUGCGCAAAUCUGCUUCGAGCUCGAACCUGGCGGUCGCGAACGGAAUGAAUUCCUCUCACGUCUUAUCACUCGCACGCGAGGCUAUGCGAACAGCUCUCGAGAGCGAGAACCAGGUUGCCGAGGCUAGUGCUGUGAGCGCGAGUCUGCAGCCUGGCGUUACCAUCGAUCUGAGUCGAAAGAAUAUCCACAAGCUGCCGGAAGAAGUGGUUGAUAUCAUGAAGAAUGAUUUGGCAAGAUUAAUUCUGGCGCACAAUCAACUGACGGCACUGCCCGCUCGAUUUUCCGAAUGCACAUCUUUGCGAUACCUCAACCUUAGGGCCAACCAGCUUUCUGAAUUCCCUAUGACGCUCUGCGACCUGAAAGCCUUGGAAGUACUUGAGCUUGGUCGAAAUCAGAUACAGUAUUUGCCUCCAGAGAUUGCCAAGCUUACUAGCUUAAAGAUGCUCUCUCUUCGGAAAAAUAGAAUUAGGGAGCUUCCUCUGAGCAUUGGUGAUAUGACGUCCUUGCAAGCACUCAAAUUCGAAGGGAACCCUCUGGUUUUCCCUCCAAAGGAUGCCCUUUUACUUCAAGCCCCAAGCCCAGUUGGAGACGGCACGAUCCGGGACAACGAUGUGGAGCUUGCGGUGACCGCACAAAUGAAGCGAUGGUUGAAACAAUAUAGCUUAACCGGGCGACUAGAGAAUGAUCAAGCGGGAGAUGAAUCAAGUGAGGGUACCGAAACGCCUCGAGCUCCUCUCAAACGAAGGGUCAGCGGUCGGUUUCCCAUCAAAGUAAAUGGCGCAGAUCCCUCAGAUAGCCGCUCGCCAAGCACCAGCCGCAUCCCCCCCAUCCCUCAACGGUCUCAUUACCGUGGGUUGUCCCAGCAGAACACGGCCAUACGACGACCUGGUGUGAUGCCCCUCACCCUCGGAACCGCGAGUGAACGUGUUCGCAGCAAUUCUGAAACUAAUCUGCGUUCGGAACGAUCCGAAAGUCGAAACCGGCGCAUGGGUGUUGUUUCUAAGAAACCGACGGAUCUGGUAACACUCGAUGAGACCCAGGCGAGCAAUCGAUUCAGCCAUUAUCGGGGCUUGAGCCAUGGGUCGGCCAUGCACGGUGCUAUGGACCCUGGGACCCCUACUGAUCCAUAUCCUCAGCGGCCGGUAUAUGUGCGUCGGCUAUCUAUUCUUCCUGAACGCAGACGGGAGUCCAAGGUGUAUGAUCCAGUCAUCGAAAUUGCAAAAGGCAUUCUCUACUCGGUGUUCCAGGUUCACCCAAUAAUACAGUCGCUGAUGAGCCUGGCCGACGACGGCUCUAAGCGAUCUAGCCUCGAAAUUGUAUUCUACAAUACGAACUCGCACGUCGAAGAGCUGGAGCAAGCAAUUCAAAAACAUGACCAGUGGCUGGUUGACGAGGAUGAGCAUUUCACGAGGGAAAACGAAACGGUCCAUCGGGCAUGCCAGACGUUGGUGAGCGCAUAUGGACACGUUUGCACUCUACUUGCCGACAAUAUUGAUAUUUUCGUCGACUAUGGAGACCCCCGAUAUAUUCGGACUCUUCUGAUGUUGAUCUAUAAUAGCAUAAUGGAGCUUCGGGUUACAAUGUCUUCUGUCAGCGCCGAAGACGGUAAACAAAGGUCAUCGUCUACGGAGCCGUUGAAUGGGGGAUUAACAAUUCGGCCACACAUGAGAGAACCUUCUGUUCCCUCAAAGGCUCUGAAACCAGCACCCUUGAGAGGCCGCAAUGGAACCUUAGUAAUUAAUCCUGCAGCCAACCUGAGGGUCGCGACAAAUGUCCCACUGCCUUCACCAUAUGGCAAUGGGACACGCACUGCCACAAUUGCGUCUGCCACUCCGCGAUCCGGAGAGUCGUUUGCGUCUAUCAACAGUCGCGGCCUUGGCUCUGAUGCCUCAACAGAGGAGGACGCGCAGUUUGAUAAAAUCUUUCUAUCUCUGCAAAGAUCCUCGGAUAUUGUGCUGCACACAUUACCAAAUUUUAAUGUUCAAUUAAUGGGGGGGUUGAGAAACGCGGUGCAGAAGGGUACCGCACCUCCACUAAUAAGAAAUUGGAAGGGGCUUAUUGCCAUGUGCAACAAUACCAUCAGCCAAACGGAGGUGAUGAGAACCCGCUUGUCUCUGAUCAAGUUGAAAGAACCUGGGAUCAGGUCUCAGUCCAGUUUCUGGAGCUUAUGCAGUAGCUUCGUUGUGUCUUGGACAGAGUUGGCCUGGGAAAUCAAGCAGGCACCGGCUGGAGUUGUGCUCCCGCAUGACACGAGGGUUCGGUUGCGACCUAUUCACCAGAGCAUGAAGGAAACGAUUGGAACUAUUGUUAACUCUCCUUGGCACCACCUCCUGCAGUCAUCUAGUGUGAACGGGGGCCACCACUCUCACCCUGGGCACACACUCUCCAGAGGGUCGGAACCGAUGUCACCCAUUCAGGUUCCAAUUACACCCCAGAGCGCAGCGUUGGGACCAGCAAUGCAGGCCACGAUGCCAAAGACGCCGCAGAACACCUCGUUUGCGGCUGCAUUCCACGGAAACGUCUUUGACCGAGCAGAUACUCUAAUGGCCAAUCCUGGCAUUUCCAUGUCACGGCCAACAAUGCCUCAGCGGAAGGGACACUCGGGGCUGAACUCGUUCUCGUCUGUCUCUUCCCAAUCGUCUGCUGAAGGGGAGUACGGCAUUCCUUCAAUCAUGAGCCCAGCCUCUGGUGGUGCCGGACCGUUCCGAAAGAAUGGGGGGCGAGGCGUUUUCUGA